Saccostrea echinata is the source of this 2151-nucleotide messenger RNA. RefSeq names its product probable 4-coumarate--CoA ligase 1. The record is from RefSeq and is a predicted model, not a curated record. Gene Ontology annotation, molecular function: CoA-ligase activity. The coding region runs from base 96 to 1838 and encodes 580 amino acids. NCBI's taxonomy places the organism in Eukaryota, Metazoa, Mollusca, Bivalvia, Ostreida, Ostreidae. The transcript is spliced from 12 exons.
AUACCAUCGUGAUCGAAGUGAAAGGAGAGAUAUUUAAAUAAUACUGUGUCCUAACUUUUCCUGGAAACUUGUGCAUUAAAGAAAAGGAUCCGAAGAUGUCCUCGGUGAAAACGAUGAAACAAAUUGAAAGAGGAACGAGAUUACUCCUGAGUAGUCUAAAAUCAAACUGUUCUCUACAUAAUGGAUGUCGAACAAAACUGUGUCAGUUUAAGCCAAACAACAGUAGAUAUUUCAGUUCAUCUGCAGUUUUACAAAAAGUAUAUUCUUCCAAUAUUGGAGACAUUCAGCUAGAUCAGAAACCAUUGGGGCAGUUCAUGUUGGAGAAAUUCGAAAAAUUCGGCGAUCGAGUAGCACUGGUGGAUUUUCCAACGGACCGAAAAUAUACGUACAGUCAGCUAAGGGGGUGUAUAGUGAAAGUCGCCAGCGCCUUGACAAGGUUGGGAUAUAAGAAAGGUGACGUCAUAUCCAUCCACAGUGUUAAUAUUCCAGAAUUCACUAUCCUACUUCUGGCUGCUGCUUCAGCAGGGAUAAUUGUUACAACUUCAAACCCAGCAUACACAGCAGGUGAGCUUUCCCGGCAGCUGGUACACGCCAAUGCAAAGGCAGUAUUUACUAUUCCACAGCUUGUCCCAGUCGUCAAGGACGCUAUUGAAGGUUCCGAUUCCCUGCAAUCACUUAAAAACAGCAUCACCGUGUUUGGGGAGAGUGAGGGAUGUAGGCCAUUUGCUUCUCUGAUGCAAGAUGAUGGAAAAGCUUUCCUAGAAAAUAUUGCCAUUGAUCCCCUGGAGGAUGUGUGUGUCCUCCCUUACUCUAGUGGGACCACAGGUCUUCCCAAAGGAGUCAUGUUAACCCAUAAUAAUAUUGUUGCCAACUUGCAACAGUUCAGACAAAUUCUGAAUGUGAGCGAGAAUGACACUGCCCUGGGUAUUCUACCUUUCUUUCACAUUUAUGGAAUGUGUCCAGUGAUGAUGGGGGUCCUGGUAGAUGGAGGAAAAUUAGUGACCUUGCCAAAGUUUGACCCAGAACAGUUUCUCAAGGCUUUAGAGGCACAGAAGGUAACACAGCUUCAUAUCGUACCUCCUAUUGUGUUGUUCCUGGGAAAACACCCGAUGGUUUCCAAGUUUGACCUUAGUAACCUGAAUACUAUGACAUCAGGAGCAGCACCUUUGGGUGAAGGACUUACAAACGAGGUCAUGAAAAGACUUAAUGCUGUAAUCAGACAAGGGUAUGGAUUGACGGAGACCAGCCCUGUCACUCAUCUUGAUGUCAUCCCUCCAAACCCAGGGACGAUAGGCUGCGUCAUCCCAAACACACAAUGCAGGGUAGUGAAUCCAGAAACUGAUGAGGAUGUGGCAGAAGGAGAGGUGGGAGAAAUUUGUGUGAGGGGACCUCAAGUAAUGAAGGGGUACCUCAACAACCAGAAAGCCACAGAUGACAUGAUCAAGGAUGGCUGGCUACAUACAGGAGAUAUAGGACAUUAUGUGAAGGAGAAAGGUGUGUUUGUGAUAACAGAUAGACUCAAGGAACUUAUAAAAUAUAAAGGAAACCAGGUGGCCCCAGCAGAACUUGAGGACCUGUUGUUACGACAUCCGGCCGUACAAGAUGUCGCUGUAAUUGGACUUCCAGAUGAAGAUGGAGGAGAGGUUCCUAUGGCUUAUGUUGUCAAGAAACCAAACCAAGAGGUGUCAGCUCACGAUAUUGCUGCCUUUGUUGAAGGCAAUGUUGCACCAUACAAAAAACUGCGAGGAGGAGUGGAAUUUAUCAACGAAAUCCCUAAGUCCCCAAGUGGAAAAAUUCUAAGGAGGAUUCUCAAAGAAUCCCUCCCAAAACCAUCUUGAGAGGAUAUUGUGGAUUUUAGCAUGAAGUUGUGAAUCUUAGCAUAUUGUAAAGUGACAUGGUCAUUAAACGAGAUGUCCCAGCUGUGAUAAACAUAUUUUACUGCAGCAUACCCUGGUUUUAUAUUAAUUCAUAUUUUUUACUUCAUUUUUUUUUUAAAGAAAAGAUUGAUACCAAUCUGAUUGCACAUAUAGUUUAGCAAUUUUACUUAUCAUCCUAGAGGAUAAAUUAUGGGAACAAUGGUCUUUUUACUUGUUUUGCUAAUAAAAAAUAUACAUGUAUAUAUUAUGGCCAAUAUACUGCAUUGUUCAUCGA